GAAGACAAUGUGAAUUAGACAAAAACGAAUGUGUAGAAUAUUCACCAUGUUUAAAUGGUGGGAACUGUACUAAUGUAAUGAACGGUUACACUUGCCGAUGCGCAGAUGGGUAUGAAGGUGAAAAUUGUCAAAUCGAUGUUAAUGAAUGCUCAAGCAACCCAUGUCAAAAUGGCGCGACUUGCAUUGAUGAUCUUUCGAAGUUUAUCUGCGUAUGUACACCAGAAUUUGAAGGAAUACAAUGUGAAUUAGACAAAAACGAAUGUGUAGAAUAUUCACCAUGUUUAAACGGUGGCAACUGUACAAACGUAGAGAACGGCUACACUUGCACAUGCGCAGAUGGGUAUGAAGGUGAAAAUUGUCAAAUCGAUGUCGAUGAAUGCUCAAGUAAUCCAUGUGUCCACGAUGGCAAAUGUGUUGAUCAAGUUGCAGGGUUCGUGUGUGUGUGUCGAGAAGGGUUUGAUGGCGACUUUUGCGAGGUUGAAAUAGACGAAUGCCAAAGUAACCCAUGUCAAAACAACGGGACCUGCGUUGACUUUGUUUCUAGUUAUAACUGCAAUUGUAAAGAGGGUUUCGAAG
Messenger RNA from Anneissia japonica, 576 nucleotides. Its product is annotated as fibropellin-3-like. The annotation marks the transcript as partial. Lineage: Eukaryota; Metazoa; Echinodermata; Crinoidea; Comatulida; Comatulidae. The transcript has 2 exons. Gene Ontology annotation, molecular function: calcium ion binding. The record is from RefSeq and is a predicted model, not a curated record.